CUGGCUGGUUAAAAUGGCUUGGACCAACGCAGGCCGAGCUCAUUCCUCAGCCGAGUCGCGUGAAAGUUGGAUGCAAAACGGACCGAAAAAUGAGCGGAAAGAUUGCCAUCAUCGUGCUCGUCGCCUUGUUGGGCGCCACUUUGGCCCAGGAGCAGCCCUACUACCUGCAACAGUGCCCGCGGGACGAGGCCCAGAUAAACGAAUGCCUUCGCGAAAGUGGCAACAAGCUGGUGCACUACCUGCAGAAGGGAGUGCCGGAGUUGGACAUCUACGAGAUCGAACCCGUGAUGAUUGAUGAAAUCGGCAUAGUUUUGGGUAGUGGUCCGGAUGGCUACCGCGCACUUUUCCGGAACAUUCAGGCCUACGGUGUGAGCAACAUCACAGUGACCAACAUCCGCUCCGACUUGGACUCGCUGCAGUUCCAGCUGACGUGCGAGAUACCCCGCAUUCGCGUCAAGGCGCAGUACCGGUCCACAGGUGUUCUGAUCUUGGUGAAGGCCUCCGGAGCCGGCGACUACUGGGGGGAGUACGAGGGAGUGAAGGCCAAGAUCUACUUCAAGGCGGUGGCCAACGAGGGUCCCGACGGUCGCACCUACCUGACGACGGACUCCGUCAAGAUGGACUUCAACGUGAAGGAGAUCCAAAUGGGAGUGGACAACAUCGCCAACGGCAACUCGGUGAUACAGGCUGCUCUCAACCUGUUCAUCAACUCCAACUCCCAGGAGCUGCUCAAGGAAAUGAAGCCGGCGCUCAGGACCAAACUCACUCUGGUCAUCCGCAACUUCAUGGAUCGCAUUUUCGCCAAGAUUCCGCUGGACGAGUGGAUCAACCUGAAUUAGAAUGUAGUUUCCCUAGUCUAAGACCUAAUUUAUUGCACACAAUUCCGCGAAAUAUACCAAGUAAAUCGAC
Drosophila mauritiana is the source of this 909-nucleotide messenger RNA. It is a transcript of the gene Jhbp2, whose product is annotated as protein takeout. The record is from RefSeq and is a predicted model, not a curated record. The coding region runs from base 90 to 839 and encodes 249 amino acids. NCBI's taxonomy places the organism in Eukaryota, Metazoa, Arthropoda, Insecta, Diptera, Drosophilidae. The transcript is spliced from 7 exons.